AUGAAAAAAUUAAUAGAUACUACAACAGAAUUCAGUAAAAACAUCAACAUGCAGUUUGGACUAGAUAAAUGCAAAACACUACACAUAAUAAAAGGCAAAAUAAAACCAGGCGACUACACAAUUAACACUACUGAUACAAUCACAGCUAUGGAACCGACAGAUCUAUAUAAAUAUUUAGGAUACAGACAACUCAAAGGACUAGAUCAUACAGCAAUUAAACACACACUGAAUACAGAAUACAAACGGAGAGUAAACGCAGUAUGCAAAACACAUCUCGCUGGAAAACAUCUUAUUAAAGCAUUAAAUACGUACGCGAUCCCAAUAUUAACCUACUCGUUUGGAGUGAUUAAAUGGUCUAAAACUGACAUACAGCAAAUAGAAAGAACCACACGCACCACACUUACCAAACACAAUAAUUUGCACCCUAAAUCCGCAAUAGAAAGACUCACAAUCAAACGACAAAAUGGAGGGAGAGGUCUAAUAGACAUUCAACACCUUUGGCAGAAACAAAUUAGUAGCCUCAAAACAUUCUUUCACAAUAAAUCUCGAACUAGUGACAUUCAUAAAGCCGUAACCCUAAAUGAUUUUAACUACACUCCACUUAACCUAAAUGAACACACAGACACACAACACAAUAACACUAAUAACCCACAAAAACAAAAAUUAGAGGACUGGAAAAAGAAAGUCCUGCACGGACGACACCCACAUGACCUGGAACAACCACAUGUAGAUACAGUAGCAUCAAAUAAAUGGCUUAAAAUUGGCAACCUAUUCCCGGAAACUAAAAGGUUUAUCAUCGCAAUCAAAAUCAAAAUCAAACACUAA
Molecule: messenger RNA, 825 nt
Organism: Parnassius apollo (apollo)
Lineage: Eukaryota; Metazoa; Arthropoda; Insecta; Lepidoptera; Papilionidae
Source: the annotation of a GenBank genome assembly